UCUGGCUUUUAACAUGAGUACGAAACGUGAGUGAUGGAUGGAUGGGAGAUCCCGAGGAGGGUAUUAUGGGAAAGCAGCAGUUCCACAUUGCAUACUCCACUCCACGCGCAGUGUCGUUUCAUCUCUCACUACCCACGUUACUCGAUUUAAAAUUCCACAAGAAAACAAAGCAAACUUUCGCUGCCUCCCUUCGCCACUUGCUGCCCCUUAAUUUUCAGUCUUCGAACUCCAAUAAGGAAAAAUUCCCAUCCGGCCUUUCCUGAUUUUAUCUUCACACACACUCUCGCUUCUGGUUUCUUCCUCUUCGUUGCAUUGUCGACGCACCCGGAAAAGCAUCUGAAUGCCAACUCUCGUAUGCAGAUUUUAUUAAGGCAACGUUCAUAGAGAAAUUGGGAAAAGGUUUAUGGAUGGAUGAUUUAUUGACAGGUGACACAGACUGAACUGGGAGGACAGAGAUGAGAGAGGAGUCGUCAGGCUUAAUAGUUGGUAUAUCAAUAGGAGUGGUGAUCGGGGUGGCUUUGGCUGUAGCUGCGUUCUUUUGCAUUAGGUACCAUAGGAAACGGUCCCAGAUAGGGAAUAGCAGUUCUAGGAGGGCCGCAACCAUCCCUAUUCGUGCGAAUGGAGCUGAUUCUUGUUCGGUAUUGUCAGACUCAUCGAUCGGGACUGAGUCACCAAAGUCUACCUUACAGAACGGCAUCUCAUUCUGGCUCAGUGGGCUUAAAAAGGCCAAUGUGAUUCCUGCGUCAGGGAUAUUAGAAUACUCUUACAAGGACCUGCAGAAAGCGACCUGUAAUUUUACCACAUUAAUUGGUCAAGGGGCAUAUGGACCUGUUUACAAAGCUCAGAUGUCAACUGGUGAGACUGUUGCGGUUAAAAUGCUUGCUAGUGACUCUAAGCAAGGGGAGAAAGAGUUUCAAACUGAGGUUACGUUAUUAGGGAGGUUACAUCACAGAAACCUUGUGAAUUUGGUCGGCUACUGUGCAGAGAAGAACCAGCACAUGCUAAUUUAUGUGUACAUGAGUAGAGGAAGUUUGGCUUCUCAUCUGUAUAGUGAGAAAUUUGAACCAUUGAACUGGGAAUUAAGGGUCCAAAUAGCUCUUGAUGUGGCCAGGGGCUUGGAGUAUCUUCAUGAUGGUGCAGUUCCUCCUGUGAUACAUCGAGACAUCAAAUCAUCCAAUAUUUUAUUGGAUCAGUCCAUGAGAGCUAGGGUGGCUGACUUUGGACUGUCAAGGGAAGAGAUGGUUAGCAAGCAUGCAUCCCAUAUUCGAGGGACUUUUGGAUAUCUUGAUCCUGAAUAUAUAUCAACACGUUCAUUUACAAAAAAAAGUGAUGUUUAUAGCUAUGGGGUUUUGCUAUUUGAACUUAUUGCUGGAAGAAAUCCUCUCCAGGGUCUUAUGGAGCAUGUUGAGCUCGCUGCCAUGAAUACUGAAGGCAAAGUCGGAUGGGAAGAAAUAGGUGAUCCUCGUCUCAAGGGGAACUUUGAUGUUGAGGAACUCAAUCAAGUGGCUGCCCUUGCACACAAAUGCGUGAGUCCCGUCCCAAGGAGAAGGCCAUCGAUGCGGGACAUUGUUCAGGUUCUCUCGAGGAUUCUCAAAUACAGACACAGUAGGAAGCGCGACAUGGAAGACUUAACUCCUAGAGCACAUGAGGUGAUCAUCAACACGAGUCAAUCAGAAAGUCGGACUCCAAUACCUGAACACCACCGAGUAGAAUCAUUGGACAGCACGACUGACUCAGUUGAUGUUUAAAC
Sesamum indicum (sesame) is the source of this 1750-nucleotide messenger RNA. Its product is annotated as calcium/calmodulin-regulated receptor-like kinase 1. Gene Ontology annotation, biological process: protein phosphorylation. Gene Ontology annotation, molecular function: protein kinase activity; ATP binding. The record is from RefSeq and is a predicted model, not a curated record. NCBI's taxonomy places the organism in Eukaryota, Viridiplantae, Streptophyta, Magnoliopsida, Lamiales, Pedaliaceae.